CACGAAACCUACGUGAAAUAUACCUCUCUCGAAUUUUAUCAGUUUUAUCAGUUUUGCUUCAUACAUUGAAAGAUUUUUUUUUUAAGGUUUAAGACUGUGUUACAGAAGAAAUAGCGCGUUGGGAGGCAAAGAACAACUUUCCUUGAUGCUGUGUUGAAUUUCGCAUACAAGUUAAAAGUAGUCUAAUGAAGCGAAUUACUGGUAACUUGGAACAGUUAGUGAACGAAACUUCUUACGAGCGACUCGUUCGUACUAUUGACAAGCUAGACGAAAAUCGAGAUGUAAUACCUGAAGCUCUCCUAUCAAAGUGGAAGGAAAGACCCAAUUUAGGUUUUACGCCGAAAGAACUGUGCUUUAAAUUUUACUUGGAUAUCCAACGAAGAGGCCCUCAGGCAUUCCAACUUUUGAUAAAUUGUUUGAAGGACAGCGGCCACCCAGACUUGGCAAGGGCUUUGGAUCCAACUUUGAGUAUUGUUGAGGAGCCCAUUGAGGUACCUCUUGAAUAUUAUUCUGAUGAGGGAGAUCAUUAUGUCUUCCUGAAUAAGGAAUGGAGAAGUGACGAAUGCAACAAAGAUAGAGAAGCUCUCCAGGAUCUUUUUCAGGGUCAGGGGUUUCUGACUUACGAGGAAGGAAAGGCAAAGUUAGAAGAUGUGAGUUCCCUAAUGGUUAUUGUAUUUUCCUUGUACCUUGAUGGUUCUCAGCAAAUGGAAAAUUAUUGGCUCCACUCAAAGUUUAAUGACUUUGACCUUCACAGAAAGCCAAAGAUUCUUAUUAGUUUUCUUUACUCAACAAAUAUGGGUAAAUAUGGAAGAGUUAAGGAAGAGACUGCUAAAAUGGUUGCAAGGAAUUAUGAAGAUGUUCUGCAUGUAAAAAUUUAUGUAGAUGCCAAGAAAAGAGUAAUUCUCUAUCUAGGCUCAUCACCAGUUGUCUCUGAGGAGGUGUCUCAUUUUAUUUCCGUCUUUGCAUCUGACCGUACUACACACUUAGAGGAAAAACUUCUCCAGUUGCAGCAACUUUAUAAUGACAAAGGUCUUCAUCCCAUCACUACGUUGGACUCCAGGUUCAGAAAACUGUACCGAAUUCAGAAGCAGAGCUGAAAGGUGUUUAUGGCAUUUUACAGACAAAAGCCAACUCUCCUAUACUGUGAUAUACUGAAUGUUUUUAACCCCUAGCUUUCUGAAAUGUUACUGUCAUGACUGUACUGUCAGGCUUUAUCCUCUCUUCUAUGGGAGUGGGAGGAGCAUAGUUUGCAUAAUUAGGAAGAAGAAUGUGAUUCAGGUCAGCUGUUUUCCUGCAAAGUAAUUAAUGUAAGGGACCAACAUAGGCUCAACUGUCUUUGACAAUUCCCAAUAUUAUUGAUACACUUUUUAUAUUUUUCAAGUUUUGUAACUGUUAUAAUUUUUAAUAAUUUUUAUAUUAUUAUCAUGUUGUAAACCUGAGUUUUAAUAAAUCCUUUUAAGUCUA
Thrips palmi is the source of this 1464-nucleotide messenger RNA. RefSeq lists its product as uncharacterized. Lineage: Eukaryota; Metazoa; Arthropoda; Insecta; Thysanoptera; Thripidae. The coding region runs from base 186 to 1097 and encodes 303 amino acids. The record is from RefSeq and is a predicted model, not a curated record. The transcript has 8 exons.